ACAGUAUAUAGCUUUCCCGCAGACUUCCAUCUUUGGUGCAGCUCCAGAAAUCAUAAAAAUGUCAAACAAGUCCAGUGAUCCGCCCUUUGGAGCUGCCAAGAUCUCACCCUACGGCAUCAGAACCUCGCCGUACUAUUCAUCAGUCACCCACAGCAACGGGCCUUGCACAAUCGUCACAUUGGCAGGCCAAAUCGGUGCAAGACCAGAUGGAACCGUACCCAGUGAUCCUGUGGAACAGUACAAGCUCGCCAUAAGCAACCUCGGGCGAUGUCUCGAAGCAGCUGGAGCUCGCGUACAAGAUAUUCUGAAGCUCAACUACUAUAUUGUCAACUAUGACUCCAAGAGCCCACGCCAUCGACCAAUCUUGAUGGAGUUCCUGGGAGAUCAUCGGCCCGCUUCGACGUUGAUUCCCGUCGAGCAGCUCGCCGUGCCGGAAUUUCUGUUCGAGAUUGAGGCGACGGCUGCCAUUCCUCAACAUGCAACGGAGCGCGUUGAUGUUGUUGUAGUAGGUGCUGGUUUGAGUGGACUUCAGGCCGCAGUCGAUCUGCACAAAGCUGGGAAAGCAGUCAAAGUCUUGGAAGCUCGUGAUCGCGUGGGUGGAAAGACAUGGUCGCGGUCUGCACAGGGCAGUGUCUGUGAUGUAGGCGCCGCGUGGAUCAAUGAUACGAAUCAAUCGAAGAUGUAUGCUCUGGCUCGAAAAUAUGGAUUGGAAUUGAUAACCCAAAAUACCGAUGGCAGCAUUAUCUGCGACGAAGGCAUUGGAAAUCACAAAUCGCAUCCUUACGGCCAAUUGCUCGCCAGUGCAACAGACAAAGCUCACAUUGAAGAUGUCAUUCGCGUGCGGGAUAUCUUCGAAGCGACGUGCCAGCAGAUCGACAUCUCAAGUCCAGUUGCAUCGGGCCAAAAGCUGCGUAAAGACCUCGAUGAUAUAACGUUUGAACAAUGGCUGCAAACCCUCAAUCCCAGCGAACAUGCCAUAAAUGCUCUCCGAGUCGGUACACGCGCCAUGCUAGGAGUGGAGCCUUCUGAGCUGAGCGCCUUGUACUUCCUUGACUACUGCAAAUCCGGCGGAGGAUACAUGCAAAUGCGCUCCGACCAGAAGAAUGGGGGCCAAUAUUUGCGGAUUUAUUCCGGGACACAAUCGUUCAGCAAAUCUCUCGCCACAGAACUUCCAGAAGACGCACUCAUCCUGAUGUCGCCCGUUCGUCGCAUCGAGCAGAUCCAAGGAGCAGGCGUGCGAGUCACUUCUGCCAGAGGAGUUUUCGAGGCUUCGAGAGUGAUCGUCUCCGUCCCGACACCUUUGUACCAGGAGAUCACGUUCAGCCCGCCUCUGCCGGUUGAAAAGCUCGAAUUGUCCAGAUCUUCAAGACUCGGGGAUUACUGUAAAUCGAUCGUGUUCUACCGGUCUCCCUGGUGGCGCAAGCACGGUCUCACAGGAAUGUCCCAAUCCGCAAAAGGCCCUUGCGUUGUAACGCGAGAUAGCAGCGUUGAUGCCGACAAGCACUACAGUCUCACGUGCUUCAUCGUUGGUCAGCCGGCUCGCGACUGGAUGGCCUUGUCGGACGAAGCGCGCGAGGAAGCGGUGCUGGAACACAUUCAUAAACUUUUCGGGAAGUUCGCUCAUGUGGAAGAGCCGAUUCAUAUUGAAGAGCAGAUUUGGCGGAACGAGCAGUGGUCCCAAGGUUGUCCUUGUCCGGUCCUGGGCCCUGGCGGAUUGACCAAGUUUGAGAAAGUGCUGAGGGAGCCGGCGGGCAAGUUGCAUUUUGUGGGGACAGAGACGGCUUACGAGUGGAAAGGUUAUAUGGAGGGAGCCGUCAGAUCGGGUGAGCGAGGCGCGGCUGAGGUCCUCCGAAGUUUGGACGAGGCGAAGUUGUAGGUGCUUGCCGGCCGGGCACAUAUGUAGGUUCUCUCCUCUCUGUUCGAAAUGCAAGUGUUUCGCCGCUCGAUUUAUGUUGCUCUCUGUGCCCUGACUGCGGAUGUUCAAUUUUGUACUGUUCUCCGUCUGAACACGGAGCAGCUACCGAAAGCUGUAAAAAUGCAGGGCGUAAUCUGUCGCUCAGUCCAUGUACACCUCGUUCUUCAGAUUUCUCAAAUUCUGUAAGAAGCCAUAUCCAGAUCCACCUUCGCUUGGCGCUUGGCCAUA
Molecule: messenger RNA, 2143 nt
Organism: Cercospora beticola
Lineage: Eukaryota; Fungi; Ascomycota; Dothideomycetes; Mycosphaerellales; Mycosphaerellaceae
Molecular function (GO): oxidoreductase activity
Source: RefSeq, a predicted model, not a curated record